AUGGCAGACGUCACAGAAGUCUCAGUCUCCCAGAUACAAUCCGAACCCCCAGCAAGCGGAACAGAGAAGUCAGCCAUAGAAACUCUCAACGACCAAAUACGCCAAUUUCUCAAGCCAGCAGAUGGCAAUGGCAAUCGACUGCCUCCCAUGACAUUUGCCAACGAUCCCGAGCGGCCCAAGAAAGGAGAGCCAAUCCAAUUAUCUCCAGUCGACUACACUGUGGCCGAACUCCAACAGCGACUCGACUAUGCCGCCAAAUUGGUGACCCGAAAGGUCUCCCCGGCCACAUGGGCGUUUGCAAUCAAGUAUAGAGCUGCCGCCCAAGCUGCUAUCGCGGCUGAGAUAGAUGAAGAACCGGCACUGUCACCGGAGGAGCGAUCAUCACCAAAGGAACAGGUUCAAACGUAUGACGCAAUACUCGAGUAUCCCCGAAGCCUGUACUAUAUCCCGACAGAGGGGAUGAAGUUGCUGCUUGACAGUGCCAGACAAUUGCAGAAGAUGCAGUUGUUCGCCACAUACCGAGACUAUCUACCACUAUCUUGCAAAGCGGUAGCUAGAGCUGUCAAGGAAAAUGAAGACCUCAAUCCCUACCACAAGUCACCGUUCUCCGAAUGGUGGAUGGAGCUCCAGAAGAACAUUAGAAAGGAGCGAGAUGCGGAAACGCAGAAGCCAGAUCAAAAACCUCCGGUCCCCAGGGCCAGCAUAGUACGGGCGGUCAAAAACUGCGCUACAACCCUGAAGAUUGAUGAGGAGCAACUGUUCCGUACUGUCGAGCAGCUUUACGGCAAGUUGGCCAAUAUUCUACACCGAGACCUGUGUACCGUCGAAAGCUUGAAUGCCGACGGAAACGACAGGUCUCUUUUGUAUAUCCGAGCCACCAUCAAGCGCCUCGUCGAGCACUGCUUUACAUACGACACCGACGAAGAACACGAGCCUGACACGUGGACGCUCACUGACGUGGGCAGGAAACAGAAGAGGCGCAAGGAUAAGCAGCAGUCCGAAGACCCAGACCGCGCGGCCGCAGAUGUCCAGUUCCAAGAUUUGAUCAAGACCGAGGCUGCAGACGAAGUCGAGAGUCGCCAGAAGUGGGAGAAAAUGCUAAAUGCAAUGCGACGACUCUCUGCCAUGAGAAAGGCAAUUGCAGAGAGGCAAGAAUCGACAAGGACUUGA
Molecule: messenger RNA, 1170 nt
Organism: Capronia coronata CBS 617.96
Lineage: Eukaryota; Fungi; Ascomycota; Eurotiomycetes; Chaetothyriales; Herpotrichiellaceae
Exons: 2
Coding region: 1-1170 (389 amino acids)
Source: RefSeq, a predicted model, not a curated record